This is a messenger RNA of Humulus lupulus (European hop), 1995 nucleotides long. RefSeq lists its product as uncharacterized. Lineage: Eukaryota; Viridiplantae; Streptophyta; Magnoliopsida; Rosales; Cannabaceae. Gene Ontology annotation, biological process: proteolysis. The transcript is spliced from 8 exons. Gene Ontology annotation, molecular function: aspartic-type endopeptidase activity; zinc ion binding; nucleic acid binding. Bases 1 to 1995 code for a protein of 664 amino acids. The record is from RefSeq and is a predicted model, not a curated record.
AUGGAUUGGGCAGAAUUUCAGCAAGCUUUUAAUGACAAGUUUUACAAUGCUGCAGUACAGUCAUCGAAGGUGGAUGAUUUUACCACCUUGACUCAAGGGAAUAUGACGGUGACAGAGGACGCACUAAAGUUUGACAGGCUUGCCAAGUUCGCGGCAGAUUUAGUGCCAACCAAUGCAACUAGAGUAGAUCGGUUUGUUCGAGGCUUAAAUCCUAUGAUAGCCAGAGAUGUAGAGAUUGUAUCAAUAGGGGGAACAGUAAUAUUCUCAGAGUGUGAUAAAUGUAAGAAGCACAACCAAGGAGAAUUUCGAGCAAACGCGUGUUAUAGUUGUGGUAAGGAAGGACACAUCAAGUGGAAUUGCCCACAAAAGUCUCAGGAAGGGGUUAAAGAGCACCACAAGAAGGACGAUAAUCUAGUUCCAGCACGUGUGUUCGCUCUCACUAAGCCUCAGGUAGAAGCAAGCACUUUCGUGGUCUUAGGUCAUAUUUUUAUCGCUGGAAUUGAUUGUCAUGUUUUAAUUGAUUCUGGAGCCACUAAUUCAUUUGUUGCUAAGAGAAUAAUGGAUGGAUUUAAUAGAUCUCAUGAGAUGCAUGCUAAUGGGUUUGGGACCAUGUUACCAACCGGGGAGGUGGUAAUAUCUGGGAAGUGGUUUAGAGCCUUGCCUUUGAAGGUAGAUUAUAGGGAGCUAUAUGUAGACUUGAUUGAGCUGGAUAUCACUGACUUUGACGUAGUCCUUGGGAUGGAUUGGCUGAAAAAGUACAAUGCUACCAUUGAUUGCAAGAAGAAAAUGGUGGUGUUUAAGCCUGACGAAGAGGAGCCUUUUACAUUCAUGGGGACAACAAUAGGACUACGAGUUCCAAUCAUUUCAGCGUUAGAAGCUGGGAAGAUGCUACAACAUGGACGCAUGGGAUUUUUGGUGAGCGUAGUUAAUAUAGCAGGAACGAUGAUGCAAGGAUUGGAAGACACAAGGAUAGUACGUAACUACUUGGAUGUAUUUCCAGAAGACUUGCCAGGAUUGCCACCACUACGAGAAAUUGAGUUCACAAUUGAGCUAGCACUAGAGACAGCGCCAAUCUCGAAAGCACCUUAUAGAAUGGCACCAGCUGGAUUGAAGGAGUUAAAGUUUCAACUACAGGAACUACUUGAACUAGGUUUCAUUAGGAAAAGUUACUCACCAUGGGGAGUACCGGUGUUAUUCAUAAAGAAGAAGGAUGGGUCAAUGUGGAUGUGCAUUGAUUAUAGGGAACUUAACAAGGUCACCAUCAAGAAUAAAUACCCUUUCCCAAGGAAGGCAAAUGUGGUAGACGACGCUCUAAGUCAUAGAAGCCAGGGGCAGGUAGUGGCUAUAAGAAAUAUACCUUCCAAGUUGAUGGAGGAACUAGAACAAACAGUGAGAUAUAAGGAACGAAUAUGUGUGCCAAAUGAUUUAGAAAUUAAGAAGGAGAUUCUUAAUGAGGAGCAUACUACUCCUUAUUCUUUACACCCAGGGACUACGAAGAUAUGGACGUGGGAAGAGAUUGCUACGGACUUUGUGGUGGGGUUACCUAAGACCACAAAGCAACAUGAUUCAGUCUGGGUGAUCCUUGAUAGGUUCACAAAAUUGGCACACUUUGUACCUGUCAGAACAGUAUUCACAGCAGAACAAUAUGCAGUGCUCUAUGUGCAAGAGAUUGUGAGACUUUAUGGUGUACCAAAGUCAAUCGUUUCAGAGAGAGACCCAAAAUUAACGUACCCGUCUCACAUUCUUACUUAUGAGGUGUUGGAUAUGCAACUAGACCUAUCAUAUGAAGAAAAGCCUAUAAGAAUUCUUAAUAAGAAGGAAAAAACAUUAAGAAAUAAGAUGAUCAGCUGGAGGUUUGAAGGAGAUCACCAAUCUGGGCUAUUGAAGGGCUACAAAUCUCAUAGGAGACAAGGGUCUGAGUUUUGGUGGCCGAAUCUUGACCUGUUUAGAGAUGUUAAUAUCUGGGUUCCAAGGGUUAGAAACAUGUUAGGAUAG